Solanum stenotomum is the source of this 1618-nucleotide messenger RNA. RefSeq names its product WAT1-related protein At3g28050-like. Gene Ontology annotation, molecular function: transmembrane transporter activity. The coding region runs from base 233 to 1327 and encodes 364 amino acids. Gene Ontology annotation, cellular component: plasma membrane. The record is from RefSeq and is a predicted model, not a curated record. The transcript is spliced from 7 exons. NCBI's taxonomy places the organism in Eukaryota, Viridiplantae, Streptophyta, Magnoliopsida, Solanales, Solanaceae.
AAGAUUUCAACUUUAAUUUCCAUAUAAACUUAGCUUAAAAAACAGUUGCUUUAAUUCCAAUAUACGCUUAGCUAAAAAAACAGUUGUUUUAAUUCUGGUCCAUAAUAUAUAGUUUUAUUAAACACACACACUGGUAUGAUUAAAUAUCAGAUUUUUCAGGUAGAGCUCAUGUCCGCCACGCGUAGAAAUUGAUAUUUGGGAAACACAAAAGUUGGAAGUUUUUGAAGCAAAAAUGGGAAGCAAUAACAGAGAGACAACUUUUUAUAAAGAAGUGCUACCAUUUACAGCUAUGGUGACUAUGGAAUGUAUAAAUGUUGGAUUAAAUACACUUUACAAAGCUGCUACUAACAAAGGCAUGAGUAAUCAUGUCUUUGUUGUUUAUAGUUAUGGUCUUGCUGCUCUUCUACUUCUUCCUUCUCCUUUCUUCUCUGCCAGAUCAAGAAUACUUCCACCUCUCAAUUGCUCAAUUCUCGCCAAAAUCUUUCUUCUUGGAGUUAUCGGGUGUACAUCACAGAUAAUGGGGUAUACAGGCAUUAUCUAUGCCUCUCCUACGCUUGCCUCCGCCAUCAGCAAUCUUGUCCCUGCUUUUACUUUCGUCUUGGCUGUCAUUUUCAGGAUGGAGAAGAUACAGUUGAAAAGAUCAACCACUCGAGCCAAAGUGUUGGGCACGGUGGUGUCCAUAGCUGGAGCAUUCGUAGUAACUCUAUACAAAGGCCCAAAAAUAUUAGUGCCUACCACGUCCACACCCAAUUUACUACGUCAACCUCUCGGCUCAACUCAAUCGAAUUGGAUGCUUGGUGGCCUUUUCCUCACAACUGAAUAUUUUUUAGUCCCAAUGUGGUAUAUAGUUCAGACAUGGAUUAUGAAGGUGUAUCCAGCAGAAGUGACAGUAGUUUUCUUCUACAACUUGACUGUUAGCAUCCUAGCUGGUAUUGUAGGAUUUUUAUCUGAACCUGACUCCAACAAAUGGAUAAUUAAACCGGAUAUCGCACUGGCCUCCAUCCUCUGCUCUGGAAUAUUGGGUUCAUCCCUAAAUAAUACAAUUCACACCUGGGCAUUGCGCGUAAAAGGACCAGUGUAUGUAGCAAUGUUUAAACCAUUGUCCAUCGCGAUUGCAGUUGCCAUGGGAGUCAUUCUCUUGGGAGAUACUCUUUAUUUGGGAAGCAUCCUUGGAGCAACGAUAAUUGCAAUUGGAUUCUAUACCGUAAUGUGGGGAAAGGCAAAAGAGAUGCCUGAAUAUAAUGAUUCUAGUGAUCUCGAGUCGUCUCCAGAUCAAAAGUUCCCCUUGUUACACAAUUUCAAAAAUGAAGACAUCUCAGACAAGUGAAAAAUUAGUUUGAAGGCAGAAAGGGAUGUCACACAAAAGGCUGUAACUGCAAAUCACUCCAUCUUUUAUGAACAAAAUCGAGUAUGGGGUUGUAUAGGAAGAAACAAGAUGCUGCUGUGGGAAAAGUAGGAGCAGCUAAUUGUUUGCAUAUAUAUAUCCAUCCUUUGUUCUGUACAGCUAUUCUGGAAAAAGACUUGUUUACUACUGACAUUUUAUCAUUUGGCUUCAAAGUACUGAGUCACAACAGAAUGUUCCUUUUGUAUCUCAGGAAUGAACUAAAGCCUAUUUUGG